UCAAAAGUAUCCAAAUUUUGACCUUAUGACUCUACCGCGCCCCUAACCACACGUCACUUUCCAACACCCACCCUUAUAAUCAUGCCGGACCUUUUUGUUAGAGGCGCUGUUCUAAGUUCUAACAAACUUCAAAUCUAUUACCCACUUGGCCACUUCCACUUCUCAACCAAAAAAUCUAUUUUCCCACCCUACUUUCACUUUGUUGAUUUUUUCUAGUAGUAUUCAUUAACGUUCCACCAAAUAUGGGAAACACUCUAGGAGGUAAGAAAACAGCCAAAAUCAUGAAAAUAAAUGGGGAAACUAUGAAAUUUAAGACCCCAAUUCAAGCUAAAGAAGUGGUGAAGGAUUAUCCGGGUCAUGUGGUAUUGGACUCGGAUGCUGUAAAACACUAUGGGAUAAAAGCAAAGCCACUUGAUCCAUUUCACAAUCUGGAGCCUAAGAAACUCUACUUUCUAGUAGAACUCCCCAAGUUUCCACAUGAUCACCAGCACCGGGUUCCUAGAAAAGUCCGGUCUGGAAUCCAAAUGUCCGCCAAGGACCGCCUCGAGAGUCUAAUGCUCUCUAGGCGGUCCAUGUCGGACAUAUCCAUCAUGGGACCCGCCACCAGAGUUAUGGUAGAUGGCGGGUACCAUGAUGCUAGCGAGGGAGCUCCAUCCUCAGGGUUAAGGGUGAGGAUGAAGCUCCCAAAAGCAGAGGUUGACAGGUUAAUGAGCGAGAGCACGGAUCAAGAAGGUGUCGCCGAGAAGAUUAUGGAUCUUUGUUUAGGGAAAACAGAACAAAAUGUCACAAAUAGUGGCAACACAAAUCAUAAUAAUUGGAAAGGGAAAGAAGUUUUCGAUGAUCAUAGUAGUAUCUAUCAUCAACAUCAAACGCUUGCUCAUGGUAGUCAACGAGGUUACAAUAAGAAACGAGUAGGUUUCAUGCCAAUCUGUGAAGGCGAGAUCCGACUAGCCGUUGCUUCAUGAGAUCUUUUGCGGACUAAAGAAGCAAUACAAGCUAUGGCUCAAGGAUCCAUUAUAUAUGCAAAAUAGAUUUAGGCACAGUUUACAUUCUAUGCCAAUUUUUCUUUCCCUUCAACUCCCUCCCCGCUCCAAAAAAAAAAGGAAAGAAAAAUGCCAUAGAGUUUGGUUACCUUGUAGGCUAGUAUCCAGAUUCCAGCACUUACGAUAAUGUUUUUGUACGCCCGCUUGUAUAUGGUACGAAACAGUUUUAUUUUGCUGAGAUCUCUAAAUGUUUGAUUUAAUUUUGGGUUGUCCCAAGAAAA
This is a messenger RNA of Beta vulgaris subsp. vulgaris (sugar beet), 1264 nucleotides long. RefSeq lists its product as uncharacterized. Bases 243 to 965 code for a protein of 240 amino acids. The transcript has 2 exons. NCBI's taxonomy places the organism in Eukaryota, Viridiplantae, Streptophyta, Magnoliopsida, Caryophyllales, Amaranthaceae. The record is from RefSeq and is a predicted model, not a curated record.